AUGAGUUCACGAAUUGAACCAUUGAAAAUACCUAGAAUUGAUAUUGCAUUGACAAUUUGUGAACCAAUCAUAGUAACAAAUGACUGUCAAUUCUUUAUAAGUUCUUAUACUGAAUUAUUUAUAAUUGAGUCAAAAUUUCCAUUAUAUCAUAAAUUAUUAAAAACAAAUUCAAAUCAAAAUAAAAUUUUAAAUACUAAAGAAUUAUUUUCAGUUGUACUGUUAUUACAUCGUGGUGAUGUCGAUAAAUUACCAUUGGGUAGAUUAAAUAAAGCUGUAUUUAAAGAUGGCGAUGAAGAUGUUACUACACAUUUUAAUAUUAAUGAACCUGUUAUAAUUCAUCAUGAUGUAAGUCCUAUCUUUGAAGAUACAAAGAGUAAUAUGCUAGGUGUUUUAUAUAAUACUGGUGAAUUGUUGAUAUUUCAAAGAGAAAACUUUUCAAAGGAUAAAUAUUAUUUAAAAGUUAAUAUUUACGAACAAUUGAUGAUUCAUUAUGAUUAUCAAGUUAAUCCUGCUAAUAAUGACUUUGUUGUAACUAAAGAAGAGUUUAAAAAUUUAAAGAUUAAUUAUUUUACAUUUGGCCAUAGUGAUAGAUUAAUUUUGACCGUGGUUAAUCAUAAUAAUAAAAUUUUAUCAUUUGAGUUGAAUAGAAAAACUUAUCAAUUGGAGUUUUUAAAUGAGAUUUCUAUGGAGUCUAAAGUUCUUCGAAUUAAAUGGUUUGAUGAUAAAUUAUUGAUACAAAUGUUGGAUAAUUCAAUAUAUUUAAAAGAGAAACAAGUUUUACCAGCGUCAAGGUUUACGCAGAGUCAAUUAGUAAAAGAUGGUAAUUAUUAUCUAACAACAUGCUCAAAUAAAGUGAUAGUUUUUAAUGAAAAUGAGAAAUAUGAGUUUACAACUGGUAGUUAUAUACAAUGUUCAUCAAUAGUUACAGGAAAGAUUGACAAUAUUUUAACUAUACUUUUAUCUUAUGAAAAUGGGAGAAUAAAAACUAUUCAAUUUGAUUUAACCACAAAAGAGUUCAAAUCAUUAGAUAAUGAUGAAAAAAUUACUAAAUUUAUAACUAAAAUUAAUGUCACAUUUCAAUUGGAACAUUCAAAUGAAGAUAUAACAGGUAAAAAAGAAGCCAAAAUUGUAUUUCAAAGUAUGAAGAAAUUAUCAAAUGACUUAAUUGCAGUUAUUUAUAAAGUUACACCAAAAGACGAGAUAUAUUAUAGAUCACCAGCAUAUUUAGACAGUACCUUACAAUUUAUUCAAUUAUCAAAACCAAUCAGUAAAGAUGAUGACAAUUUCUCAACUUCAAAUGCAAGAUUAACAAAUUAUUUAUUUAACGAGUUUAAUAAUUUACCAACUAUUCCAAAUGAUUUAACAAAGAAGGAAACUGAAAGUAAUGCAACUUUUGUGGAUAAUUUUGUGCAAUUUAUUGAUGCUCAAUCAUUUGAAGUUGAUGAUAUUAAAUCGUUUGAAAUAAAGGAUACAUUUUAUGAAACAAUUGUUGAUAAUUUUUUGCAUAAUCAAAAUAUCACUAAAAUACAAUUUCAACAUGUUUUACUAAGUUUUUUUAAUGAUGCCUUGGAUAAAGUCGAAAAUUAUGAUCAGGUACCAGAACUAAGAGAUCGAUUAAAUGAGGUACAAGCUAAAAUUGAAACUACAAUUUCAUCACACCUACAGAACUUAACCCUUUCAUAUUUUAAAGAAGUUUCAGAUCCAAUAGACAAAUAUAUUUUAAUCACGAUGAAAAAUAAAUUAAGUAAAUAUGCAAUUGAAUUCCCAUAUUCAGAUUCAACUGAAAUUACAAUCAAAACUAAAUAUUUCUCAGAAACAUUUCAAGUAUCAACUUCAGAUAUGGAAGAAACUGAACUUGCAGAAUCUAUUGCGGGUCAUGGUUUUGCAAAAUGUAAAUUAACAAAUUUACCAUUAUUACGUAUGGUUAAUAAAAUGGAUGAAUUACAAAAAUUUAGAUAUAUUUCGAAACUAAAUUCAAAUACUGAAUUAUCACAAAUUUUAAAGAUAAUAAACUUUUGUUAUAUCACUGGGAAUAAAACUUUUGAAAUUAAAUAA
Molecule: messenger RNA, 2055 nt
Organism: Insectozyma verbasci
Lineage: Eukaryota; Fungi; Ascomycota; Pichiomycetes; Serinales; Debaryomycetaceae
Source: the annotation of a GenBank genome assembly